Molecule: messenger RNA, 2863 nt
Organism: Pimephales promelas (fathead minnow)
Lineage: Eukaryota; Metazoa; Chordata; Actinopteri; Cypriniformes; Leuciscidae
Gene: tsr1
Product: TSR1 ribosome maturation factor
Biological process (GO): ribosome biogenesis; maturation of SSU-rRNA from tricistronic rRNA transcript (SSU-rRNA, 5.8S rRNA, LSU-rRNA); endonucleolytic cleavage of tricistronic rRNA transcript (SSU-rRNA, 5.8S rRNA, LSU-rRNA)
Cellular component (GO): preribosome, small subunit precursor; nucleus
Molecular function (GO): U3 snoRNA binding; GTP binding; GTPase activity
Source: RefSeq, a predicted model, not a curated record
AACAGUAGGUGGCAGUCAGGUACUUUAUUACUCCGUGGCGAAGGCGAUUCUGCAGAAGGAAAGCCAGGCGCGUGUAUAUGACGUCAAUAAAGUUUACAUGUGUGGCAUGACAGAAAAUGGCUGCAGCAGAUGAACAGCAGCAAGUUCACAGACCUGGAGCUUAUAAACAGAAAAACAAACAGCACAAGCAUGGAAAACACCGAACUAAAGGCGAGAUCGGGCGGGAGAAUAAGGGUAGAGUUGCUGUCAUGGCUCUCACCAAGAAACAGAGAAGAGUGAUAAGGAAAAUGGACCGCAGAAACAAAGCCAACCAGCUGCGUCGCAACAAAAAAGACUCGGUGCUGACAGAGAAAAGGAAGCUGGGCAGCAGGGAUGGACCCCCUCAUCUGGUGGCAGUCAUAGCCCUUCACGCACGAGUGGAUCCUGGAGCUGUCACCAAAAUAUUGAGAGGUGAAGGACUUGAUGGCGUGGUGCACGAGGAUCAAGGAGUCACUGGGGCUAAGAACAGUUUUGGUCUCGUUCUACCCCGCUUUAAACAGAGAUUCACUUUCUACACACCAGACACAGCUGAUAUGCAUUCACUCCUGGAUGUAGCGAAGGUUGCAGACAGUUUAGUGUUUGUGUUAGAGUCGACUGAAGGUUGGGACAGCUAUGGAGACUACUGCCUGUCCAGCCUCUUUGCCCAGGGGUUACCAAGUCAUGCACUGGUGUGUCAGGGAGUGGCUGAUCUAGCGGUGAAGAAACGCACCGAGUCUCGAAGGGCGCUCUCUCGCUUGGUAGAGUCUCGUUUCCCAGAAUCGCGUCUCUUCCCUGCGGACAGCGAGCAGGAUGCCACACUAUUGCUGAGGCACCUGUCGGCACAGAAACAGAGACGGCUGGGUUUCCGCUCACGACGUUCAUACCUGCUGGCUCAGCGAGCCACAUAUAUACCAAACUCCAGCCAGAAUGGGACAGGGGGCCCAGACACAGGGUUAGGAACCCUCUGCGUGUCAGGAUAUGUUCGAGGCUGUCCUCUACAAGUCAACAGGCUGGUGCAUAUCACAGGUCAUGGAGACUUCCAGCUUAGCCAGAUCGAUGCUCCUGUAGACCCUCUACCCAUAGUGACCGCAGCCCCUCGCCCAGCGAAGCCAGGACGAGAUGUAGAGAUGACGGAUGGUGGGGAUGGAGAGAUUCGGGUGUUAAUGAAAGCAGACCCUGAGAAGAGAGAGAGCCUGCAGGCGGAGGCAGAGGUGGAUCCCAUGGAUGGGGAGCAGACGUGGCCCACAGAAGCAGAGCUGGAGGAGGCAGAAGAUGGCAUAAAGAACGCGAGAGUGAUGAAGGUACCAAAGGGGACAUCUGACUAUCAGGCCAUAUGGAUCAAUGAUGAUGCUGAGGAGGAAGAGGAUGAUGAUGAUGAUGUUGACAGUUGUGAUGAUGACGAAGAUGGGAUGAUGGAUGAUGAAAUGGAUGGUGAUAAUGAGUCUCAGGACGCUGGUUCUGAAUGCGCAUCUGAAGGAGAUGACGAUGUGGAAGAAGAAGAAGAAGAAGAGGAGGAGGAGGAGGAGGAGGAGGAGAUCAGUUCCUCCGGGCACACCGGAGGCGAUCAGAAGUAUGACAAAGAAAUUGACGAGGCUGAGGAGGGAGAGGGGCUGAGGAGGUACAGAGAAGCACGUGCUAAUGAGAUGUUCCCAGAUGAAGUCGACACUCCCCUAGACGUCCCGGCCAAGACACGGUUCCAGAGGUACAGAGGUCUAAAGAGUUUCCGUUCCUCCCCAUGGGACCCCCUGGAGAACUUGCCCCCCAACUACUCGCGCAUCUACCAAUUCCAGAAUUUUGAGCGCAUGCGUCGCCGAAUAUUUGCAGAUGCUGCUAGCGAAGAGGAAGGAGCGAUGGUAGGCUGGUAUGUGACUCUUCAUAUUGUGGACGUUCCUCCCUCAGUAAUGGAGAGCUUUCUGACCGGAAAGCCAUUAGUGAUGGUUUCCCUGCUACCACAUGAACAGAAGAUGUCAGUGAUGCAAAUGUUGGUGCGGCAGCACCCGAGCAACACAGAACCCGUCAAGUCUAAAGAAGAGCUGGUGUUUCAGUGCGGAUUCAGGCGCUUCAGAGCCUCAGCCAUCUUUUCACAGCACACUUCUGCUGAUAAACACAAGUUGGAGCGGUUCCUGCGUCCUGAUGCUCCUACAGUGAUGUCUGUCUAUGCCCCCAUUACCUUCCCCACAGCUGGUGUCCUGGUCUUCAAACAGAGAGACAAUGGUAUGCAGGACCUGGUGGCCACAGGUACUCUUUUGAGCUGCGAUCCUCGGCGAGUGGUUUUGAAGAGAAUUGUGCUGAGUGGACACCCUUUCAAAAUUAACCGGCGCUCUGCUGUGGUCCGUUACAUGUUCUUCAACAGAGAUGAUAUUCUGUGGUUUAAGCCUGUUGAACUACGUACAAAAUGGGGACGAAGAGGACACAUCAAGGAAGCUUUAGGUACUCACGGCCACAUGAAGUGUGUCUUUGACAGUCAGUUGCGCUCGCAGGACACAGUGCUGAUGAAUCUGUAUAAGAGGGUGUAUCCUCGCUGGACCUAUGACCCCUAUGUCCCCGCCCCUCUGCCCUGGGUCAAGAGAGAGGAGCCACCGGCGUUCUGUGACAUUGACAUGGAUUAGAGGCAGGAAGUUAUGAACUGAAAGCAAUGGAAGCAUAACAUGACACUGACUGCUUGUGUCACAGCUACUCGGAUAUUGAUUCUCUGUACUUUAAUUGACAAUUAAAUGUCUAUAUAUAAUAUCUGUGCUUGUUUGAGUGUUCUUCAAGCAUUUCCCAUAGUUUCAUUUGAUCAAAUCCCUCAGUGACCACUAGAUGGCAAACAUGUAUUAAAGUGAAAAUGGUUUCUUUCCUCAGA